Camelina sativa (false flax) is the source of this 1145-nucleotide messenger RNA. RefSeq lists its product as uncharacterized. NCBI's taxonomy places the organism in Eukaryota, Viridiplantae, Streptophyta, Magnoliopsida, Brassicales, Brassicaceae. The record is from RefSeq and is a predicted model, not a curated record.
AUGGUCCACAAACAAUUCUGUCCAUAUAAUCGUUAUCCCAAUCUGGCGACCUUUUUUUUUUUUUGGUUGGUAUUUUCGCAUGUUUGAUACAAAUGUGAAGAAGUAAGAGAUUGCAUUUGCAACAGAUAGCUUUAUAAUUAGGCUGUGAAGUGAAGAGGGGGAGAGAGACAACGAUAACAAAACAUUACGAGUGAGUUGUAAACUUGUAAUGGGAAGCAAAGGAGGAUGAGGAAACCAAGGUUUUUGUGUCUCCAUGGAUUUCGUACUAGCGGGGAGAUAAUGAAGAAACAGCUUUAUAAAUGGCCUAAAUCUGUGAUUGAUCGAUUAGAACUCGUGUUUCUCGACGCACCUUUUCCUUGUCAAGGCAAAUCUGAUUAUGAAGGCAUCUAUGAUCCUCCUUAUUACGAGUGGUAUCAAUAUAACAAGGAAUUCACAGAGUAUCCCAACUUGGAGAAAUGUUUUGAGUUUUUGGAGGAUCGUGUGGUCAAGCUUGGUCCCUUUGAUGGUCUCAUUGGUUUUUCUCAGGGGGCAAUUUUGUCUGGGGCUAUACUAGGAAUGCAAGCCAAGGGGAUUGCAUUUCAGAAAGUGCCAAAGAUCAAGUUUGUCAUAAUCAUUGGAGGAGCUAUGUACAAAUCCAAGAAGAUGAUAGAGAAUGCAUACUCGUCUUCCUUGGACACUCUCUCUCUCCACAUUUUAGGAGAGAAAGAUUUCGUGAAACAUUCUGCAAUCAAGCUGACAGAACUCUUCAAGAAUCCGGUUGUCGUUCAUCAUACCAAAGGCCAUAUCGUCCCGAGGCUUGAUGACAAAAGCUUGGAAAAAGUUACGGGGUUCAUCGACACCAUAGAGCAUCUAGUGAUGGAGGAAGACAAGAAGAAUGGUGAAAAAACUAAGAGCACCUCCAUUAGACAAAUAAUGGGGCGUCUUUAGCUAUUAACUUAAAAAAAAAAAAAAUUAAUGAGUGUACACUAACCGAAUAACAUUUUAGAACCCUUAAGAUACCUUAUAUGUCGUUACGGGAUUGGUUGAUGUUUUUUAAAAAAUUUUGUAUUUGGAAAAAAGAAACAAUAAUAGCGCGCAGCCGCAUGUAUAAAAAUAAAAUGAAACGAAACGAUAACGACGUGGAAAGAAGAAAUAUCUUACUACUA